GUGUGCUUAUUUCAAAAGAGAGAGAAUGUAAGGAUCAAAAGUAGGUGAAAUAUGAGUUUCCUUAAGACGCAUGGAGGAGGAGGAGGAGGAGCUCCCGACAAUGGAGGAGGAGGGGGAGGAGGAGGAGGAGGAGGUCUCGAUGGAGGAGGAGGUCUCGCUGGAGUAGGAGGUCCCGAUGGAGGAGGAGGAGGAGGUCCCGACUAUGGAGGAGGAGGAGGAGGAGGAGGAGGUCCGGACUAUGGAGGAAGAGUAGGAGGAGGAGGAGGUCUCGACAAUGGAGGAGGAGGAGGAGGAGGAGGUCCCUGUGGAGGAGAAGGUCCCGAUGGAGGAUGAGGAGGAGGUCCCGACGAUGGAGGAGGAGGAGGAGGUCCCGACAAUGGAGGAGGAAGCAGAGGAGGAGGUCUCGACCAAUCAAUCAAUCAAUCAAUCAAGGAAUC
Molecule: messenger RNA, 437 nt
Organism: Chara braunii
Lineage: Eukaryota; Viridiplantae; Streptophyta; Charophyceae; Charales; Characeae
Source: the annotation of a GenBank genome assembly